Molecule: messenger RNA, 1911 nt
Organism: Trypanosoma grayi
Lineage: Eukaryota; Euglenozoa; Kinetoplastea; Trypanosomatida; Trypanosomatidae
Product: putative phosphoprotein phosphatase
Exons: 1
Coding region: 1-1911 (636 amino acids)
Cellular component (GO): nucleus; cytoplasm
Molecular function (GO): protein serine/threonine phosphatase activity; DNA binding
Source: RefSeq, a predicted model, not a curated record
AUGGACCCGCCGAAUGUGCCGUCGUCGCCACAGGCUCCGCCUGACCUCACACCGGUGGGCAUCAGUCCCUCCUUUCGUUCCGACACAAUCAUCACACUUGAGAUGGCGCAGGCUGUCACCAUCAACCGCGAGCGGCUCUCGGAGUGGCACCACAAGAUACGAUCGAAGCUUUUCCCAUUGGUGUCAGGCUUCUUUGUCCGCUGCCGCGUCGAGGACUCUACCGAUGGCAGGGCACUGUACAAGGUGGGCCGCAUCAAGACGUUGAAGCCAGACUGGUCGGUCGAGCUUGAUCUCAUCACGACGGAUGAAAUACUGUCGGGUCGCAGCAACACCAACUAUGACUGUAUCAGCAACACUAAGCUCACAUCAUUGGAGUUCAAUACUUUUAUUUCCAAGGUGCCACCUGAGCUGCUUCCAAACGUCGCCAACACCGUCUUCAAGAUGGAAGAGCGUCUGCGUCUGAUGGAGAGCGUCAUCCUGGCGGAGCCCGCCUUCCACGGGAAGCGGCGCGAUGAAAAACGUGGGCACGACAACGCACAGGGCUCCGGAGCGGCGUGCGUGCCGGAGAAGUAUGUCUUUUCGCAGAAUGUGCUUCUCUGCGAAGAUGACUUUGUAAACCUUCCACAAACAGUGACCAUUGUUGAUUUGCUGCAGAAUGCAGUGGGCCAGAAGGGUGUGGCGGAGCCAGACACACCGCGAGCGGGUAUGUCGCCUGGAACGGGGACGAAACCCCGCGCCUUCGAUGAGGCGGUCGCCAGCCACAGCACGAUGCUGCAGCUGCAGGAUAUGCGCAACUACAUGAACUCCCCAACGCAGCCGCCAAUAGAUGCGGCACGUCUUAUUGACACGAUACGCCGUGCCGCCAACCCACACCACAACGGAUUCACCUACGAAAGCCUCCCAGAGUUUUGCAAACUCGUCAUUUCGGUGUGCAAUCAGUGCCGUGAAGUUGUGGCGAAGGAGCCGCUCUUUGUCCGCCUGAAGUCUCCCAUCACUGUCUUUGGAGACAUCCACGGUAAUUUCGCCGACAUGGCGUACUUCUUGGAGAAGGUGGUGGCCUUUGAUGAUAUCAUGCUAAAGUACACGACGACGCACCUUCUUUUCCUCGGGGACUACGUUGACCGCGGCGCCUUCUCACUAGAGUGCGUUAUGUACCUAUUCGCCUUGAAGGUGAUUAACCCAUCGAAGGUGACACUGCUGCGCGGCAACCACGAGUCGCCGGAAGUCAAUGGUGACAUGGACGUGUACGGCUACAGUUCCUUCAAGUACCAGUGCCUCGACAAGUUCGGUCGUGACCGCGGCAUCGAUGUGUGGGUGGCCGUAAACGAGGUGUUUCAGUUUCUCCCCGUCAUCGCUGACAUUGACAAGAAGAUAUUUUGUGUUCAUGGUGGGCUACCACAGUACUCGGGCGGUGAGGACAAGCGACUGGAGAUCCUGUCGGACCCCGCCUUCCCGCGUAUUCCCGUAGUGCAGUGCACCGACCCGACCAAUGUGGCGCAGCGCAUGAUGGUGAACGACCUGCUCUGGUCUGACCCCGCGCCGCCGAACCACCAGCUCGAUAAGUACGGCUUUGGCCCCAACCCACGUGGGCCCGACAUCAAGACCUUCGGCUCGCGCGCCGUCGACAUGUUCUGUGAGCGCUACAACUACCAGUACAUCUUCCGUGCUCACCAGGAGAAGGCCGAUGGGCUGCGCCUCUCCGACAACGCUCGAGUCGUGACAAUCUUCUCCACAUCCGACUAUGCCGGCCACCAGAACGGUGCCGGUUGCAUUUUAGUCUCGGGGGGAAAGAUACGCAUGGCUAUCAAGAAGCCACAGCGGCAGGAGACGAAGGAGCUCAAGGGGCCCGUCUCUCCCCGGACGCUGGGGAAGAGUGUGCCAGGGUUCGUGCCGCGCCUGAAACGCAUAUGA